Elaeis guineensis (African oil palm) is the source of this 477-nucleotide messenger RNA. RefSeq names its product pathogenesis-related protein 1-like. The record is from RefSeq and is a predicted model, not a curated record. Lineage: Eukaryota; Viridiplantae; Streptophyta; Magnoliopsida; Arecales; Arecaceae. Gene Ontology annotation, cellular component: extracellular region.
GCCCUUGCAGUGCUAUGCGCCAUGGUCGUAGCCAUGGCCCAUUCCACCCUUGCCCAGAACUCCCACCAAGACUACGUGGACGCCCACAACAAAGCACGGCAGGAGGAGCCGGGCGUGGGUCCGGUGAGCUGGAACUACGCCAACAAACGGAAACGCGACUGCUACCUCGAGCACUCGUACGGGCCCUACGGCGAGAACCUCUUCUCGGGCUGGGGGAAGGAGUUCACGGCGGCCGACGCCGUGGAGGCGUGGGUCUCGGAGAAGGACUGGUACGACUACUACACCAACACGUGCGACCGAAGGGGAGUGUGCGAGCACUACACGCAGGUGGUCUGGCGGAACUCGACCCAAAUCGGGUGCGCUCGGGUUAAGUGUCCCAGGGGUGACGUCUUUAUCACCUGCAACUACUACCCACCGGGCAAUGUCCCGGGGGAGCGCCCCUUCAGCAAGGAAGCUUUGGCAUGGCAUGCGCAAUGA